Capsicum annuum is the source of this 1593-nucleotide messenger RNA. RefSeq names its product 2-alkenal reductase (NADP(+)-dependent). Gene Ontology annotation, molecular function: 2-alkenal reductase [NAD(P)H] activity. Bases 417 to 1448 code for a protein of 343 amino acids. The record is from RefSeq and is a predicted model, not a curated record. The transcript has 2 exons. NCBI's taxonomy places the organism in Eukaryota, Viridiplantae, Streptophyta, Magnoliopsida, Solanales, Solanaceae.
UAUAUUAAAUUUAUGAGAUACCUGCUGGCUUUCACUAGGAUCAGCUUUCACUAGAAUCAGUUGGUUCUUUAUUUGUCUUUAUUCUCAAUCCACGUUAUUAUUCACUCGGGCAUGCCUUGGGUGCCACCCAACCUUCAUUUUGCUGAAACCCAUAGUAAUGUCUGAAGCGAUUUUUACGCACCUAAUUAAAUUUAUGAGAUAAUUUUCAACUCCCACAAGCAUAAUCAAUUAAUAUUUUUCGAAUUUAUUCUCAAUCACACGUUAUUAAUUAGUAGGCCACGCCUUAGGGGCCACCCAACCUUCAUUUCGCUGAAACCUAUUGGAGUUUAUAAGAGGAUUCAUACAUAAUCUGAAAUCAAAGAUUGGAAGUUCAACACAUCAACCAACAAAGGCUCAUAUAAUAGAAGAAGCGAAAGAUGGCAGAAGAAGUGAGCAACAGACAGGUCAUUCUAAAACACUAUGUCACUGGUUACGUUAAGGAGUCGGACAUGGAAUUCAAGAAUAGCACCAUUAAACUGAAUGUUCCAGAAGGCUCUAAUGCUGUGGUUUUGAAGAAUCUUUACUUGUCCUGUGACCCUUAUAUGCGUUGCCGCAUGAGGAAAACUGAGGAAAGCUAUAUUGAGUCCUUCACUCCUGGCUCUUCUAUCACGGGAUAUGGAGUGGCUAAAGUUUUGGAGUCUGGUGAUUCGAACUUCCACAAAGGUGACUUAGUUGCGGGAAGGACUAGAUGGGAGGAGUAUAGUAUUGUAACAGAUCCUCAAACUUUGUUUAAAAUUCACGACAAGGAUGUGCCUCUUUCCUACUAUACAGGAAUCCUUGGGUUGCCUGGGCUGACUGCUUAUGCUGGUUUUUACGAGGUUUGCUCCCCCAAGAAGGGAGAGACUGUUUUUGUUUCAGCUGCUUCUGGAGCAGUUGGUCAGCUUGUUGGGCAAUUUGCGAAGAUGUUUGGUUGCUAUGUUGUUGGUAGUGCUGGAAGCAAAGAAAAGGUUGAUCGGUUGAAGGGCACAUUUGGUUUUGAUGAAGCUUUUAACUACAAAGAGGAGCAGGAUUUAGAUGCAGCUUUGAAGAGGUACUUCCCUGAUGGAAUUGACAUCUACUUCGAGAAUGUUGGAGGGAAGAUGCUUGAUGCAGUUCUUCUGAAUAUGAAAGUCCAUGGUCGUAUUGCUGUGUGUGGGAUGAUCUCGCAAUACAACCUUGAGCAGACUGAAGGAGUGCACAACUUGAUCUGCCUCAUCACAAAACGAAUCCGCAUGGAAGGAUUUCUUGUUUUUGAUUACUAUCAUCUUUACCCUAAAUAUUUGGAAAUGAUCAUUCCACAGAUAAAGGCCGGUGAGGUUGUGUAUGUGGAAGACGUAGCUGAAGGCCUCGAAAGUGCUCCCAAUGCUCUAGUUGGUCUCUUCUCUGGUCGCAAUAUUGGAAAGCAAGUUGUGAUGGUUUCGCGUGAAUGAAUGUCAGUAACUAUUUAGAUGAUGGUUGAUGUGCCAGCUCUUGUAAACAAACUCAGUUGCAGAUUUAGCUGAGAUAUUUGUGUUUGAUUAGGGAACGUCUUAAUUUAUGAUUUUGCUAAAUGCAUAUGUUGUCUGUUUCAAGUAA